AGGACUCCUCCCCCACACUGCGUAAUGGGUCUUAGUCGUGGUCGUCCCUCCUGCCCUCUCAUCAUCCCGCACUCUGCCUGCCACAAUCGACACAGUCCACCAUGAUUGAUCUGUUGGCUGACCAUUCCCGUCGUCCCUACCGGAAAAGUCUGAUUGCAGCAAGAUGCUUUCCUCGAACGGGCUAGCCCACGGCGCUACCUGCCACAACACCUCGCCCAACACACACACUCACACACCCAUCUUCAACCCACGCAACCCUCGCAACCCACGCUCGUCCUUAGCCCGUCGACGCGUCUGGCCAGCCCAUGCAGAUGGCCAUGGCCAUCGCCGUCGCCAUUGCUCAUCUGUCGGGCCGCCAGCGUGAGGCGUGAGGCACAUUUCAACUUGGGCCAGGGCCGACCAUUCCCACCUACGGAGAAAGACGUCGCUGUUCCCCGGCUGUGCAGCUGUCCAGCGUGGAGCUAGCUGUGUGCAAGAGCCCACGCAUGCGAGCUAUUGUUGCUGCGCUCCAGCUUGAGAGCCUGAAGCCUUGGCUCGGCGCCAGGUCUGCUGCACCGGUCCCCCAAUACGCAGAACAGGGCGAUCCCUUGCUGGAUGGCUACCCUCUCUCCUCAACUAGACGACGGGACGGAGACGUGGACAUGUCUGUUGCUAUUAUUACUAGACCACCAAGAGGGGCAUUGCCGCAUCUGCAUCUAACCGGGUACAUGUCACCCUACCCCAGCUUGCCCAUGUGGACAUUGCCUGCGCCGGCCACAGCAGACUGUGGACGUGGAGACCAGAUCAGUCCAGUCCAGUGCACAAGCCAGCAACGACAGCACGACAGCUUGAGGGGAUUGACUGGCAGCUGGUCGUGGUGGCAAGCCACGGCGUCCAUCCUCACACAAACGGGGACGGCAUGGAUGACAGGCCCAGUGGCAACCGCCAUCAAUGUGAGAAAUUAUGGAACCGAGGCACAGCAGUGAACACUGGACACAGGUCAACCGCAGAGCACCGGUUUCGCAUUCUGCUCUUGAGUCUUCUUCACACACUGCCCAGGCAGGCCAGGGUGCCAGGAUGCAAGCAUGCAAGGAUGCAAGGAUGCAAGGAUUCCAGGCCAUCCGAGCAGCUGGACCUCAGGACCUCUUGGGCGGUCCGCAUGGUCUCCCCGCUGGCCGACAGCGCCUGCUCCCGCAACCGCCCGUCCUCGCAGCUGCAAGCAAGGUAGGUCCAUGUCCCCGGACCCUACCGUGCCAGCCCGUGGUACGUUCUUCUCCCACCUGUGGGCUAACCACAAGAGACUGGCUGACUGGAUUGGCCUGCUGUGCUUCCGUCACCCUGCCUGCAGCUCCCUGUCUGCAUCAGCACGCGGCCUGUCGCUCGUUUCCUCUCUCUUCACCAGCACGCCUGCACGCCUGCACGCCUGCACGCGCGUGGUUCCUCGGUCUCGGUCCAUUCUCAAAGCUCCAUACCCUGCCCGAGGUACUUCAUCUUCGUCCGAGUACAAGGUUACAAAUCUACAAUGCCCUUGUGCUCCCCACGCCCGCCUUCAUAUACCCGUAUAUGCUCCCGCCUUUUUCCUUACUCACGUCCACAUGAACCAAAGCACUCAGCUGCAUCCUUCAAAAAGCUCCACUUCCAACAGAUAAGCUGCCCUUCACGGCUGCUCCACCCGCCUCGGUUUUCGACACACCCCGGAUCCAGUCUGUCUGACAGCUCAACUGGACCCCUUCCACUCAUCAGCGUCAACGUCACGCCGUGCGCCAAACCCCCCUGCUCGAGUCUGCCCAAGCACAAAGGGAGCGCAGCCACCUCAGACACUCACCAUCCAACCGCGCAUACUGCAGCCCCAGCCUUCGGCCCCCAGCGCCUCCCACCCCAUCUGGCAUAUUUGACGCCUAAAUUCCAAGCCUGUCAAUUCUCGAGUGCCGCCUAAAUCACUCAGGCGCCCAUGUCCGACCUGCAUCUGGGUCGCGAACGCAUUCGUGCCACAUAGCUCUUAUAAAGCAACCUCCACCCACCCUGAGGAUCAACAAGCGGCCCCCCUCCCCACUCUACCGCCAGAAAAGCGCACGUCGCAAUGACCCUAGACACACAUAGGAAAGGCUCCUCAGGGAGUUACGACUCUUACGACCGGAGGAGCAGUGAGUCUUACGGCUCGCGGUCAACAGCCCCCACCUCCCUCUACACAAAUUCACGGCCCUCGGAAAAGUACAGCAGACCCUACGUCCAAUAUGUCGAAGGUAGCCAGGACCUCUCCCCGGUCACGUCGACAUAUCCUCGGUCCUCUGUCGACACUUAUGCCUCGACCGAUGCCUCGGAAGAGGACCUGGCCUUGGAGCGGGAGGAAGACCUGGCCAGAGCCAGUGACUCCGACUACAUCCCACCUCUACCUGCCUACCGCCAUGAGAUAUCCGAACCAAACAUGCGCCCUUCAACACCAAAGAACUUCUCCCAGCUGUUUCCAAGCAUGAACCGGCUGUCGAUACGACAUGAUGACUUCACCACUGACGGAAACAUGAACCUGCGCGUCGACACCAUCGUGCCGAGCAAGAGGAGGACCGCCGUCCAGCUAUUCCACCUGCGCAUGUAUGACCUGGCAAGGCGAGAAUUCUCACUCCGCCGAUACUGCCGUGACUCGGGCCGAGAGGUCUGCAACUCGAAGCGCAAGUUUGUCGAGCCCGCCUCGGCGGCCAGGCCCUCCCUCCAACGGUCCAUGUCUAGUGCCGUGAAGGCAAUGACAAGACCCCAGUCCAAGCGCGUAUCUUCUGGUAGCUCCCUGUCCAAACACGAGAAGCGGCCCGGCACGUCGCAUUCCUACGAUGCGGACUUCGACACCGCAAGUGAGUACUCCCGUGCCUCAGACGGCGACCACAAGAGGCCCCAACCCACGAACUCCAUCAAGCUCGAGUUCAGCAACUACGCCCGUGUGGACGUGGAGCGGAAAGGCCAGAAGAGCAAGGACAACAAGCGCUACGAAUUCGACUGGUGGGGUCACAAGUACGUGUGGAAACGCGUCGUCGAGAAGCACCUCGACGGCGUUGUGUCCUUCCACCUCGUCCGCGACGGGGAGAACACUCCGGUCGCCCACAUUGUCCCAGAGACUCGCUCGCCAAACCAGGUCGAGGACGACGAGCGCUCGGGGGGCUGGGUCCCGCCCUGCUUCAUGUGGAUCAAUGAUCAGUCCAUCAUCGACGCCGUAACAGAUGUAGCCGACGUAAUCGUUGCUACUGGUCUCAUCGCGCUCGUUGAUGACUGUAUCAAGGAGCGCUGGCAGCCGAGGAAGACUCAUCAUAACCCUCGGGCCUUGAUGCAGCGCGUUUUCAGUCAACGGAGCCAAGAAAAUCGCCCAAAAAGCCCCUUGCGUAAUCACACAAUACAUGUUUAUUAGACGGCUUUCUUCUAUUCUUGUACCUCACCUCUUUCACCUUACUUCCUUUUAUCUAUUGAAAAGCGGCAUCACUGUAUAUCGAUACACAUGCAGAGGACAGGCAUCAUUAAGCGGUCACACAGCACCCACAGCAUCAUGGAGGAGUUUGGCAACGAGCGAUGGAUUGCUUUGGGAGGGUACAUACAACAUGAGCGGCUCACAGCACAAGGCUUGCUUGGUGUACUUGAGAGGGGAGGGGCGGAGCACGGUAACCGGUGUGAGUGAUCAUGUACAAAACAGUAAUACUGAAGGAUCUCUUGGGCUCUGGGCCCGCGAGGACGACGCCGUCUUCCUUCCUCCGGGGUUCACACGGCAUUUACUGAGACGAAUGACACGAUUCACAAACCACACACACUUUUUUGUUUUGACUCGUGACUAAUCCUGCCCUCAGCACACAAAGUUUGCAACAAAUGUUUGUUUGGCUUUUUCUUUUCCCGUCUGAUAUCUUGGCGAAAUAAGCUUCCAGUGAUACCCACGGUGUGAUUCUGGGUGAUGUGUCGGGAAACAUGUCUCCCCCCAUCGGCAGCCGAUCAUGCAUGCAUGCGGUCUUUGUUGAGUUGAGUUGAGUUUGUUGUUGUCACUCUGCCGUUCCGGUGUCGCAGCCGUGGAGCGAAGUUCGGUACGGUGUGUGCUUUGAGUGGACUGACGACUGACUGUGUGUGGAUAGAGGAAUUAGACCUUGGGAGCUCGCGGCGCGAGGUGGGAGGGGGGGUGGUUGGAUGGAUGGUGCUGCUGCUGCUGGUGGGAAUACCGCGGGGGAUAAGAGAGGGUGCCGAGGGGUUGGAUGGCUGGCAUGGCAGGCAGGCUGGAUCCCCGAUUUACUUUUUUCCUUUUGGGUGAUGCUACAUAAAUACUGUAC
This is a messenger RNA of Diaporthe batatas, 4268 nucleotides long. RefSeq lists its product as uncharacterized. The record is from RefSeq and is a predicted model, not a curated record. The transcript has 2 exons. Lineage: Eukaryota; Fungi; Ascomycota; Sordariomycetes; Diaporthales; Diaporthaceae. The coding region runs from base 2060 to 3370 and encodes 436 amino acids.